Pyricularia oryzae 70-15 is the source of this 1614-nucleotide messenger RNA. RefSeq lists its product as uncharacterized. Lineage: Eukaryota; Fungi; Ascomycota; Sordariomycetes; Magnaporthales; Pyriculariaceae. The transcript has 3 exons. The record is from RefSeq and is a predicted model, not a curated record. Gene Ontology annotation, biological process: proton motive force-driven ATP synthesis. The coding region runs from base 308 to 898 and encodes 196 amino acids. Gene Ontology annotation, molecular function: proton transmembrane transporter activity.
CAAGCAAUCAUCACGAAUUCUUCCGAGGCCGCUGAAGUUUUUCCAUUUCGUCAAUCUCCGAGAACCUCUCUUUCCCAAGCUGCCAAUCCAAACGCCCCGACGACGACGACGACGACUCGUACCAGUCAAACCCGACCGGGGAAAUAGGAUCAACAGACAAAAUAGACGACGACUAGCUCUGUGUUCAAUUUUGUUUUUUUUUUCCCUCGAAAAAUAAAAUAAAAAGGGAAACACCUCGUUCGAUCCAUCACAUCCGAAGAAGACCCCGGGGAAUAUCAGGCUCCUUCAAGUUAAUAAAACCAACAAAAUGUCGUUCGCCAUCGCCAUGCGCCGAGUGGCCCUCGCGCCCUCGACACGUACCGUCGCCGCCCGCCGCUUCGAGUCCUCUGCCGCCAGCAAGGCCCAGAGCACCGCAAAGGACACGGCCAACAAGGCCGCACAGGGCCUGACCCGCGUCGCCAGCGCCGCCGGUCCCGCUAUCACCAACGCUGCUAAGGGUGCCUCUGACGCCUUGGGCAAGGUUGGUGGUCGCACAGGAAAGCUGAUCAAGUUCGUUGAGCGCCAGGUUCCCUUUGUCAUCUACUACACCAAGGUCGGCGUUGAGGUUGCCAAGAUUGUCUUCCGUGGCCAGCAGAUGACUCCCCCAUCAAUGCAAACCUUCCAGAACUACUUUCAAAACGUAUGGAAGCAGGUGCAGAACCCACAAGCUCUGAUGCGCCAGCUGUCGUCCAAGGUCCCUACCCAGAACCCGGCCGAGAGCGUCAAGAACAUCAGCGCAGCUCAAUGGACCGCCGCUGGUGUGCUGGGCGCUGAGCUUCUCGGCUUCUUCACCGUCGGCGAGAUCAUCGGCCGCAUGAAGCUGGUCGGCUACCACGGCGAGGUUGAGCACCACCACUAAUUUGCCUCUAUUGAAAGAUGGUAUGGCGCUUGGUUUUUGAAGAUGUUGGACGUGGAUGGGGAAGUCGCAAGGCAUGACGGCUGGGCAUGGAUGCAGGUUGGAGUUGAGAUUGGUUGUCACAGGUCGUCUCACCUGAGCCAACCAGCUCGUCCAUUCUCGACCAUCGAUCACGCGCGAUAUCUUUUGACUGCUGACUAGCUUACUGCAUCCCGUCUCCGGCAAGAUACACAUCGGAGCUGACGCAGCUGUCCCUAUUACUCCCAGACACGGCUGGAUAUCGAGCAAGCAACCAAUUCCAUUUCUUAACCCACCGAUUUCUUAGUCUUGAUUUACUCGGGAACUUUUGCUCUUUUCUCUACCAUACCUACGUUAUAUGGGUAUACUUUUUUUUCUUUAUUUUCCUUUGUUCAAAACAUCUUUUGACUGCAGCAAACAAAUGUACCAAUAGACCAAACCACCUGCAUAAAGGGAUAAAAGGCCUGAAAGGGAUCGGGAGAAGUGCGCUCUCAGAGCGUGGUUGAGAGGCAGAUGAAGAGGGGACGGCGGUGGAAGUAGGAAGGGAAUGAGAUAGGGAAACAAAUCACGCCCUUAGACACAGGAACUAAUGAAUGAUUUCGAUCCUCUUUAAGUCCUUGUCUUUUGCUUUCCCCAGCCCUGGUGUUUAGUCUCCCAGGACGGAUGUACUAACAACCCUCAGCCCUGAUAGUGUCGUCGUU